UUAUUCCUUUGCCUUUCAUACACUUGAUACAGAUAAAUACAAAUUACAUAUAAAUGGCAGCAUAUACUUAUACUUGUUCAGCUGUCUUAUUUCUGCUUUUCUUCACAUACUCUCAUUUUGGAGCAUUUGCAGCACAAUACAAUGUGGUCACUUUAGGAGCAACACCAGAUGGCAACACUGACUCAACUAAGGCCUUCAUGGCUGCAUGGGCUCAGGCUUGUGGCUCCACAAGCCCAGCCACCAUUUAUGUCCCCAAAGGAAGUUUCUUGCUUGGCAAUUUGGAUUUGAAGGGUCCUUGCAAGAAUACUGCCAUUGUUGUCCAAAUUGAUGGUACACUUGUGGCUCCUUCUGACUUGAAUGCUGACAAUUGGGUCAUCUUCAGGGAUGUCAGUGGUGUCACCGUCUCUGGAGGGACACUCGACGGCCAAGGCUCAUCCUUGUGGGCUUGCAAGGCUUCCGGGAAGAGCUGUAACCAAGGCGCUACGUCACUGGAAUUCACAAAUUCAGACAACAUAGUGAUCGGAGGAUUAACAUCCUUAAACAGCAAAAUGUUCCACAUUGUCAUCAAUGGCUGCCACAAUGUGAAAUUGCAAGGAGUAAAGGUGUCCGCCUCAGGAAAUAGCCCAAACACUGACGGUAUUCACGUCCAGAGAUCCACCGGCGUCACAAUCUCAAAUGCCAGGAUUGCAACUGGUGACGAUUGUGUCUCCGUUGGCCCUGGCACCACCAACCUCUGGAUUGAAAACGUCGCUUGUGGCCCUGGUCAUGGCAUUAGUAUUGGAAGUUUAGGAAAGGAGGCUCAAGAGGCUGGGGUACAGAAUGUGACAGUAACCGGUGCUCAAUUCAGUGGAACAGAGAAUGGAGUGAGAAUCAAGUCUUGGGGAAGAGCAAGUAAUGGCUUUGCUAGGAACAUUUUGUUCCAACAUUGCACCAUGACCAGUGUUCAAAACCCGAUUGUCAUCGAUCAAAAUUAUUGCCCUGACGACAAAGGUUGUCCCGGAGAGGCUUCUGGAGUUAAGAUAAGCGAUGUGGUGUACCAAGACAUCCAUGGAUCGUCGGCGACAGAGGUUGCAGUGAAGUUGGAUUGUAGCAACAAGAACCCAUGUAGUGGUAUUACAAUGGAGGAUGUGAAGCUUACUUACAUGAACAAACCAGCUCAAGCCUCCUGUGUUAAUGCUGGUGGAACUGACUCUGGUCCUGUUCAGCCUGCUUGUAAGGGAGUUUAAUAAUAAAUAUCUAUGUACUACCAUACAUGUAUACAACAAUGAGUAUGUACUAGUACUAUUAGGAACGGACCUUAUUGCUUGAGCCUGUGGUGUUAUGGGCCUCGUUCUGGGCUUUCAUUGUAACCUGGCCUUGCAACUUUACACUUAAUUGAUGAAUAAUCUUUGCUUCUA
Tripterygium wilfordii is the source of this 1397-nucleotide messenger RNA. RefSeq names its product polygalacturonase-like. Gene Ontology annotation, molecular function: polygalacturonase activity. The record is from RefSeq and is a predicted model, not a curated record. NCBI's taxonomy places the organism in Eukaryota, Viridiplantae, Streptophyta, Magnoliopsida, Celastrales, Celastraceae. Gene Ontology annotation, biological process: carbohydrate metabolic process. Bases 54 to 1226 code for a protein of 390 amino acids. The transcript is spliced from 3 exons.